Ricinus communis (castor bean) is the source of this 1255-nucleotide messenger RNA. Its product is annotated as ras-related protein RABE1c. Gene Ontology annotation, molecular function: GTP binding; GTPase activity. Bases 213 to 863 code for a protein of 216 amino acids. The record is from RefSeq and is a predicted model, not a curated record. NCBI's taxonomy places the organism in Eukaryota, Viridiplantae, Streptophyta, Magnoliopsida, Malpighiales, Euphorbiaceae. Gene Ontology annotation, cellular component: plasma membrane. Gene Ontology annotation, biological process: protein secretion; regulation of exocytosis. The transcript is spliced from 8 exons.
UCAUCAAAACAAAAGGACUGUCUCUCAUUUGGUUAGAAAAAAAAAGAAAAAAAAUUAAAGAGAGAAAAACAGCUCUCUUUUUAUUUUUAUUUUUAUUAUUUUCUUCUGAAAAUCUCUUUCUAUAUUUUUAGUCUCCUUCUGUUCUUGAUCUGCUAUCUUGUAAUAGCCUUUUUCUUUUCUAUCAUUAUUCCAUUUCAUUUUAUUUUUAACCAAUGGCUGCUCCACCGGCGAGAGCUAGAGCCGAUUACGAUUACCUUAUAAAGCUCCUUCUGAUCGGCGACAGCGGUGUGGGCAAGAGUUGUCUUCUUUUGCGUUUCUCGGAUGGCUCCUUCACUACUAGUUUUAUCACCACUAUUGGGAUUGAUUUUAAGAUAAGAACUAUUGAGCUUGAUGGCAAAAGAAUUAAGCUUCAAAUUUGGGAUACAGCUGGUCAGGAGCGAUUCCGAACAAUUACAACUGCUUACUAUCGUGGAGCCAUGGGUAUUUUGUUGGUCUAUGAUGUUACUGAUGAAUCAUCUUUCAACAACAUCAGAAAUUGGAUUCGCAACAUUGAACAGCAUGCUUCUGAUAAUGUAAACAAGAUUCUGGUGGGAAACAAGGCUGACAUGGAUGAAAGCAAAAGGGCUGUGCCAACAUCUAAGGGCCAAGCACUUGCCGAUGAGUAUGGAAUCAAGUUUUUCGAAACUAGUGCAAAGACAAAUCUAAAUGUUGAGCAAGUUUUCUUUUCAAUAGCAAGGGAUAUUAAACAAAGGCUUGCUGAUACAGACUCGAGGACUGAGUCAACAACACUCAAGAUCAAUCAACCAGACCAGGCAGGUGGGGCUGGUCAAGCUGCGCAAAAGUCGGCAUGUUGUGGAUCUUAAGAGCAAAUUAUUAUUUAGUGAUGCACUAAUUGCAGGUGACAAUUUUUGUCUGAAAAGGAAGGGAAAGAAAACUAAUUCUGAUGACAGGAAGAUGGGUGCUUGUAAUUCUUCUUUUUUAUCAUAUUCUUUUCAAUCUUGUUUUAGUGUGUGAAAGGCAGUUUAUUACUAGAAAAAUGCAUUUUGAAGUUAACAAUUGUGCGUCAUGUGGCACUUUUUAGUUGGUUGCCUAUUUUUUUCUUUGCUCAAGACUUAUGCCCGAGACGUUGUUAAACGUUAGUUUCUUUGUAAUGUAAAAAAAAAAAAAAAGAAGACAAUUACUAAAGAUAUUAGUAGGGGAUAUUAAAAUUGCAUGACAGCAGGAAAAGGCCAAUUGGUCAGAGUUUAAGAUGUUA